Messenger RNA from Acanthoscelides obtectus, 3304 nucleotides. The record is from the annotation of a GenBank genome assembly. NCBI's taxonomy places the organism in Eukaryota, Metazoa, Arthropoda, Insecta, Coleoptera, Chrysomelidae.
UUGUGAGGUAUGGGUAUGGGGUAUGGGAAUGGGAUGAUUCAUGACGGUGACGUCACGUUUAACCUUGUGACGCAUAAGCAAAAGAAAGUGUAAAAGUUCAUUCAUACAAAAAUCUAUAGAAAAAACUAAACAGAAAACUGAUCGCGUUUUUUUCUUACUACACCCGCAUAUAGCAGCAACCAGUACAAGUUUUUAUAUUGCUUGCUGUACAUGUUCUUAACAUGGACAAUGAACAAGGUCUGGAUAACCAUUCAAAAACAAUAAUUCAUAUCGACGUAGAUUGUUUCUACGCACAGGUCGAAAUGCUGAAGAAUCCUGAUCUCAAUUGUCUUCCAAUGGGUGUCUCGCAGAAAAGAUUUGUUGUUACAUGCAACUACAUAGCCAGAUCAGCUGGGAUCAAGAAGAUGAUGCUGAUAACAGAAGCAAAAGAGAAAUGUCCAGAACUAGUAUUAAUUAAUGGCGAAGAUUUACAUGAUUACAGACAAUAUUCCUACAAAAUCACUGAAUUGCUGUUGCACUCCUUUAGCUUAGUUGAGAGAUUAGGCUUAGACGAGAAUUAUAUUGAUGCUACUGAUGAAGUACACAAAAGACUACACAAUUAUAAGGGCGAUUUGGACCUAGUAGGAAAUGUUUUUGGUGACUCAAGUGACUUGUGUGAUUGUGGAUGUACUGAGCAAAUGAAAAUGGGUUCUAUUAUUGCCCAGGAAUUACGAGAUAAAAUAAAGACAGAGCUAAAGCUGACAACUUGUGCUGGCAUUGCACAUAACAAAUUAUUAGCAAAAAUAGCUGGUGGCAGGCACAAGCCUAAUCAACAGACUAUUGUAUUUCCUAACGAAGCUGUUGAAUUGAUUCUCAGCAUACAAUCACUACAAAAAAUCCCAGGUCUUGGCCAAAAAUUAUGUAAGGAUCUAGAAGCAAUAGGCAUUACUUCUAUAGAUGAGUUGCAGAAUUGUGAUUUUGCUCACCUCUCAGAUCUCCUUGGAUCAGAAAAAGCUAGAGCCACUUAUGAUUUAAGUUUUGGAAUAGAUAGAUCACCAGUUAAAACAACAGGCAAGCCACAAAGUAUUGGUAUAGAAGAUAGCAAACAUAUUACUGCAGAAGCAGAAGUAAUAGAGAAGCUCCAUGAGUUAUUAUCAAGGCUCUUAUUGUUGGUUGCUGAAGAUGGAAGAAUACCGCGCACAAUUCGAUUAACUGUCAGACAAACAAAUAAAACUUCUAGAGUGACAGUGCGUGAGUCAAGGCAGUGUAAUGUUAAUCCAUCUCUCUUUAACUGUAAAGAUAUCUCACAGCUCUCACAAAACAGUGUGAAUAAAAUUAUGUCAAUUAUCAUGAGGUUGUUCAGCAAACUAGUGGAUACAAAAAAGCCAUAUCAUUUGUCAUUGUUGGGUUUGGCAUUCACAAAGUUUUUAGAAAAGCCAAACAUAAGGAGCACACUGACCAAAUUUUUAUAUAAUAACAUGGAAGUACAGUCAAUUACAGACAUAGAAAAUAAAUAUGACAUUGGGAAAAACAGCCCAAAAGAAUCCUCUCCUUCAACAUCCUACUUUGAAAAUUCUGAUAGUAGUGAUAUAGAGCAGUCUAGCAAAAAGUGUAGAACUGAAAACCGUAUUGUAAGAAGAAGGUUCCAUAAUGAAGAUUGUGAUUCGCCAUGUAAAUUAAAAGUUGCUGAUUUGAGGUUGAAUUCAGUAGAAAAAUCAUCUGAUGAAAACCAGAAUGUUCCUUGUCCUCCAAAUGCUGAUGAAGGGGUAUUUAGAGAAUUACCCAAUGACUUACAGUUAGAGCUUUGGAAAGAUUACAAACAGAGUAGAGAGAGGAUUGGAAGUGAAGGAUUCAACAGAUCAAAGAAAACAAAGAAAAACACAAUAUUGGAUUACCUAGUUAAAUGAUGAAAAAUAAUGAUGUGCUGAAAUUGCUAUAUCUAAGUGUAGGUUGAAAACCUUGGUGGGUUUUUUGCAUCUCAAGAAAUCUCGAGUUGGAUAAGGCUGAAGAAAGAGAUAAAUUAUUAUAUAUAACGUAAGUAAUGACAGUUCUGGUUCUGUAUUACAAUGAAGAUACUCAACUAGUUGUAAGUUAGUAACUGUUGAUCAGUUUCAGAACAGUCUUAGAGAACGUGUCUAAGAAUUUGUAGGCUUAAUUUUUUAAAUGGCCCAAAUAUGCUUAGUGAUCUCAGUCUAUUUCUGGGGAGCCUCAGUGAAAUAUGUGUGAUUAGCAUAAUGAGAAUAUUCAAAAUUGGAGAUCAUUAAAAGCUCUCAAAAGGUGCUAUUCUGAAUUGACAUCCAUCAUCUCAAAAUAUAAAGGAAUGUGUGUCCCAUUCAGUGUUUUUGAUAUUGUUCUGUAGUUAUUAUGGUUGCGUUAUUGAAAUCACUCAAUUUGAUACAUUUGCUGAUCCUUAAUAAAAAUAAUUAAGUUCAUCAUAUAAUUUGGAUCCCCCUUGCAGAUGCUCAUUUAAACAGUGUUGUUGGCAUGGCAGUGGGCCACCCUAAUAAUAUUGACUGAUGAAAACAUUAAGAAAAGUGCAUGAUAUGGUUUUACAAGAUGCACAUGUAGAAUUACAUGGACCCAUUACAUGAUCUUGAACUAAAAAUUGUUGGAUGCUUUUAAAGAGAAAUGGGUUAAGAAGGGGCAUAUUGCUUGACAAGGAUAAUGCUUCCAUCUGUACUUCCUGCAUUACUAUGGUUGCACAACCCCAUGCAUGCUUUGAAUUGGUAGAUUAUGAAUGUUUUCAAAAUGAAAAGAAUAUAAAAAACUUUUCAAGUAAGCAACAACUGAUCUCUUUGGUAUAAGGGUGUUUUAUCAACCCUCUUACAUCUCAGCUGUAUUCACAAAUAGUUGUCACAUGCUACUUAUGUAAAAUUUUACAAAUUUUCUAUACAAAUCUGCAUACAUUUUUGAAUUAACCUGUGUGGAUUCAAUAACCAGCCAAAGUGGUAGAAUGAUGAAUGUAUAUAUUUUGCUGUAGCUUUAAUUUGUACUUUUUACACUUUUAAUAUUCAAUACCUUUACAAAUUCUUACAAAUUCUAUAUAUCCCUUAGUUAGGUUUUGAGGAUGUGUUCAUCAUUCAAUAUACAUUUAGUGUGUUUGUAAAAAUAUGUCUAUAUAGAUGUAUAGUGCUAAUGGAUUUUAAAAAUCUGUACUUAAUUUUUUGACUUGUUCAACUGAAAGCUAUACUCAGGUUAGUUCAUUGUGAUAUUAGAAAAAAUAUUCAUCAAAAUUGCAUUUUUUAAACAGCUUCUCAUCGUUAUUUUUAAACAAUGUAUGGUGAGUGUGGUAUACAUGUACAUAUUAUAUAUUCCAAUAUAAAUG